Molecule: messenger RNA, 1024 nt
Organism: Olea europaea var. sylvestris
Lineage: Eukaryota; Viridiplantae; Streptophyta; Magnoliopsida; Lamiales; Oleaceae
Product: DNA-directed RNA polymerase III subunit rpc6-like
Exons: 2
Coding region: 517-984 (155 amino acids)
Biological process (GO): transcription by RNA polymerase III
Cellular component (GO): RNA polymerase III complex
Source: RefSeq, a predicted model, not a curated record
AGUAUGCAUUUGAAUUUGCGCUCUCAUUUUACCCGCAUAAAAGGACCAAACAUCCUUUUCUGCCUCCACCUCCGCCCAGGGCUGCUACGAUUGCCUGUGGCGGCGGCGAAACCACCAAUUCUUCCUUCUCCGAGGCGUCUGAAUACAUUUGCAGGAGAGAAAUCAGCAUAUUUUUAAUUUUUUACAUAGAUUUUUUAGAGAUUAGGGUGUUAAGACGGUGGAACCCUUCUGUUUGCUUUAUAUUAAUAUUCAUUCUCGAUGGGAAUGAGCCGGUCACUUGAGACUUCAUACCUUAAGAGGAAAAGACCCGAGGUCGAUACAUUGGGUCUUGUAGAUGCUGAGCGUGCAAUCCUCAAUGCUAUCAAAAGUAAAAAAGAUCUGGGAAUUUGGUUACGAGACAUCAAGCAAGAGACAAAGCUCACUGAUCAUGUUGUCAACAAAUCACUCAAGUCGUUGUUGGCUAGGAAACUGAUAAAAGAGGUUGUAAAUAUCCAAUAAAAAGGGAAAAAACACUACAUGGCAGACGAGUUCGAACCCUCAAAACAAGUCAGUGGAGGCUUAUGGUAUGUUGAUGGAAAUCUCGACAAAGAGCUUGUGAAUGUUAUGAAACAGUUGUGCUUAAGGUGCAUACGCAUUGAAAAGGUUGCUACUCUCGAGAGAGUUCACGAGCAUUUGAAGAAGCAGCAAGUAGUGAAUUUUGAGAUAUCUAGCCAGCAAGUUUUCGAGAUAUUCUACUCGAUGGUUUUAGACAAUGAAAUAAUCGAGGUAAAGAGCACUGGACUCUGGGAGUAUUAUUCCAUUCCUAUCGGAACAGUUUGUUACAGGUUUGAUAGCGGUCCAGUUGUAGCAAAGGGUUCGAAAGUGGGUGCAUUUGCCUCAAUUCCCUGUGGUGCCUGUACUCGGAUCAAUCCAUGUACUCCCAACGGGGUAAUAUCUCCUAGUAAUUGUGCCUACUCCACUAAAUGGUUGAAUAUUGAUUUUUGAUGUGCCAUAUGAUUUAUCUUUAUAAAGUUUGCUUUCAGUA